UGUAGUAUGGCGGACGGAACGUCGCCAUUCGUAAAAUACACACCCUCACGCUUUGACAGUCAGUGUGCUUGUACUUAAGAGCACUUUUCAUAGUGUAAUUAUAUUAACGAAGGUUUUACCAUGGUUGCGGCCAAGCUUAGUGUUCUCACGCUAAAUUGCUGGGGUAUUCCAAUCCCAGGUCUUGGCAGCAAAGACAGAGAGCAGAGAAUGAAGGCUAUAGCAGACAAAAUUGCAGAGGGAAUGCAUGACAUUGUGAUGUUGCAGGAGAUUUGGGAUGAGAAAGACUUUAAAAGUAUACAGCUCAGAGUUUCUUCUGUUCUGCCAUAUAGCCACUAUUUUCAUAGUGGAUUUGUUGGAAGUGGUGUCUGUGUGUUCUCAAAAGGUGAAAUAGUUGAAGCUUUCAACCACCGCUAUUACUUGAAUGGCUAUGCGCACAAGAUAUGGCAUGGAGAUUGGUUUGGAGGAAAACUGGUUGGGAUGAAUAAGAUAGUGUACCAGGGACUUGAAAUAGCACUUUAUACUACACAUGUCCAUGCCGAGUACUGCCGCGACAAUGAUGAGUACCUUGCCCACAGAGUCAGCCAGGCCUACGAACUGAGUCAGUUUAUCAAGCACACCAGCGGUGGCAGUGACCUGGUCAUCUUGGGCGGAGAUCUCAACUAUGAGCCAGUAGAUAUAGGGUACAGGAUUGUCAGGACCAAUGCCAAUAUGCUGGAUGCUUGGUUAGAAAAGAAAGAGUGGAAUGCUGAUGAUGAGGGUUAUACAUGUGAUGUGCCUUCCAACUGUUACACUAGUAAAGCAUGUCUUAAACUGGCACCAAAGGGGAAAAGGAUUGAUUAUAUAAUGUUCAAAAGCAAGUCAGGUGUGGUGAUGACCUGUGACAGGUGUUAUACCACUUUGGGACACAUUCCAAACACAAAGAUCAACUAUUCUGACCAUGAAGCUUUAGCUGCAGAUUUCACCAUUCACAAGUCUUCUAAAGACUCCCCAGGGGCCACUUCUCCAGGCUAUGACAAAGAACAACUGUUAAGAGAGGCUGUCCAUGCUCUGGACCGUGGCAUGGACAAAGUGAAACAAGAUAAGAAAAUAUGGAUAUUGGUUGGAGCAAUUUGCAUUGCAUUACUAUUUGUUACUGCUGAAUUCAAUGCUGACAUAGGGUAUGGUAUCCACACAGCCAUUAUUUUGCUACGGGUUGCACUUGUCUUAGCCAUGGGGUUCUGUGGAUGGAUGGCAUUUAUUAUGGACACCGUGGAAAUGAAAGGGCUGAUAGAAUCUAGACAGUCUAUUCUUUAUGUUAUGAAAAAAUGAAGUAAGAUUUAGUUUAACUGAAAAUUAGAUAAUUAGAAAAUGUAAUGAACUUUUUUCUGUGUUCUGUAAGAGAACAAUGUGUAGUCUCAAAUGAAAUAAUUAUUGUGCAAAAAUGUCUAAAUGUGUUUCCAAAAUCAAUUAUUUUAUUCCUUACAUUUAAUAAAUUUUAUAAUUGAUGUAUAGCCUCACUUAAAAUCCCCAUUAUGUUGUAUGGACCUUACCAGGACUUGCAGGUUUUGCGAUCAACUUACACAGUGAAAGCAGCAGUUACUCAAUCUUGGUACAUGUUGUCAUAAUUCCAUAAUUUGUGUAUUGUGUAUUGUCACGGCUUUAAUUCAGAGGGCUACUUAUGUGUAACAAAUGUUGAUUUGAAUAAUUUAUUUGACUAAUUGUGCAAUACGGAAUUUUUUUUUUUUUUUUUUGAAAUCGAUUAAUUGCUCACAUUUAUGUAUUCAUUUAUAGAUGUUGAAAAGUAUAGCUUAAAAAUAUUUGUUACAUUUGUUUUAUUUAGUCCUAAAGAAGUAACUUGAGUUUGUAAAACAGAACAAGGAUCUGAAAGAAACAAAAUUUAUUGAGAUUGCUGAGA
Lingula anatina is the source of this 1894-nucleotide messenger RNA. Its product is annotated as putative neutral sphingomyelinase. The record is from RefSeq and is a predicted model, not a curated record. Gene Ontology annotation, molecular function: sphingomyelin phosphodiesterase activity. NCBI's taxonomy places the organism in Eukaryota, Metazoa, Brachiopoda, Lingulata, Lingulida, Lingulidae.